Molecule: messenger RNA, 2229 nt
Organism: Spea bombifrons (plains spadefoot toad)
Lineage: Eukaryota; Metazoa; Chordata; Amphibia; Anura; Pelobatidae
Gene: BMI1
Product: BMI1 proto-oncogene, polycomb ring finger
Exons: 14
Coding region: 60-1475 (471 amino acids)
Biological process (GO): negative regulation of transcription by RNA polymerase II; sodium ion transport
Cellular component (GO): PRC1 complex
Molecular function (GO): promoter-specific chromatin binding
Source: RefSeq, a predicted model, not a curated record
CCGCUGCCUGUCAGCUGGUCUGGUCACGUGGUGCGAGGUGGAAGGUCGCUGUGCUCACAAUGGAGCUGUCGGACGACUUGCAGAGGGCUUUGCACCGCUUAGCGGAUUCGGCCCGAUUUGGCCCCAAAUCUUUCGUCGCUCUUCUCCGGGCGGCCUUCCUGAGCCUGACCGGGGAGCAGGCCGCAGAGGCAGCCCUAGACAGCCCCGAGUUACGGCACCUUGACCCAGCACACGUUAAGCAGUGCCAUGCAGCGGCUGCUACCUGUAUACUGGAGGCUCUGAAGCACCAAGUAGACAGACAGACACUCAGCACAUUCCUGGAAGACUGUAAAUUUGACAAAGAAAGAUCAGAACAGUUUUGGGCAGAAUACCAGAAACACAAGGAUUCUCUAGAAAUCCUCCUUGAGAGAGCCCUGAUCCCAAUGAGAACUCCGAUAUUCGUUUUAAUUGCUCAAUGGAACAGUUGCAGGGUCCCUCAUUUUACAGCCACAAUGCAUCGCACAACCAGGAUCAAAAUUACCGAGCUAAACCCCCAUCUGAUGUGUGUGCUGUGCGGGGGCUACUUCAUUGAUGCAACAACCAUCAUCGAAUGUCUACAUUCCUUUUGCAAAACGUGCAUUGUGCGUUAUCUGGAGACUAGCAAAUACUGCCCCAUCUGUGAUGUCCAAGUACACAAAACCAGGCCACUGCUCAAUAUUAGGGCAGAUAAAACUCUUCAGGAUAUCGUGUACAAACUGGUGCCAGGCCUUUUCAAAAAUGAGAUGAAGAGAAGAAGAGACUUUUAUGCUGCCCACCCUUCUGCAGAUGCGGCAAAUGGUUCAAAUGAAGACAGAGGGGAGGUAGCAGAUGAGGACAAGCGGAUCAUUACAGAUGAUGAGAUUAUCAGUUUAUCCAUCGAGUUCUUUGACCAGAACAGAGUGGAUCGUAAAGGCGGCAAAGACAAAGAAAAAUCAAACGAAGAGGCUAACGACAAGCGGUACUUGCGCUGCCCUGCGGCGAUGACGGUGAUGCACCUAAGGAAGUUUCUGAGGAGUAAAAUGGACAUUCCCAGCAACUUCCAGAUCGAUGUGAUGUAUGAAGAGGAACCUCUGAAGGACUAUUACACAUUAAUGGACAUUGCUUAUAUCUACACGUGGAGAAGGAAUGGACCUCUUCCUUUGAAGUACCGAGUGAGACCCACCUGCAAAAGGAUGAAGAUGACCCAUCACACCGACAGAUUAAAUAACACCAGUGGGGAGCAGGAAAGUGACUCUGGCAGCGAGAAGGGAGGCAGCCCAGCAGGAGCAAUUCCUUCUACCUCCUCUUACAUGCCAAGUCCCAAUACCCCGGUACAGUCCCCACAUCCACAAUUUCCUCACAUCUCCAGCACCAUUAAUGGAACCAGCAACAACGCCAGCACUAACCACCAGAACCCCUUCACCAACAGAGCACGGAAAAUGUCCCUAAACGGGUCAUCUGCCACCUCCUCUGGCUGAAACCCUACCUUGGGGUCAAAGAUCCGGACAGCACACCAAUUUCUAGACACAUUCAUGCCAUUUGCAGCUUUAUAGAUGCUCAUAGGUGUGACUUUUUUGUCCAAGUUGCUUACUUUUGUAGUGAAACCCGAACAUGGCCAUGGAAUGACUUGGGUUAUUAUUCUCUGGACCUUGGAAUGGAUGACUAAGAAAUGUUUUUUUUUCCUGUUUAUACUGGCUACUAAAGGAAAUAUCCUAUAUGGAUUACGGGGAAGACUCUGGAUUUUGGUCUAUACAACCAUGGAUCUACAGAAUAACCGGCUAGGACCUUAUUAGGUUAAUCCUGAAGGCCUGGGACAUGGAGUACAUCUGUUCUGGUUUGUUUGGACCUCAUUGGAUGUGUCAUUCAGUGCAGAGGAGCAGCUGUGGGCAGUCACUGCUUUGUGAAUGGGUUUGAGCCAUUGUGGAUGGAGUUCAGAUAUAUGGUGGAUGACCUUGACUUUGGUUUUAUCUUCAAAUCCAGAUAAACUGAACCCGUGGCAACCUUUGUUCUUGUUCUAUUGAUGUUUAUGUGGACGUUUAGAGAGAGCUCUGUGGUCACCAAUCCAAGUGCUUUAACAUCCACCUUAAAGAAAUACAUAGAAACUCAUCUAUGUAGCCAAUUCACUGUGAACAGAGGUUUCUUGCGUGUCAGCCAUGCUUAAAUAUUUUUCCAUGUUUUUACCUUUUCUUUUCUGACAUUGUCUAAAGAACUAAUUUUGCUGCCAGAAAAGUA